Molecule: messenger RNA, 868 nt
Organism: Coccomyxa subellipsoidea C-169
Lineage: Eukaryota; Viridiplantae; Chlorophyta; Trebouxiophyceae; Coccomyxaceae
Exons: 4
Coding region: 71-868 (265 amino acids)
Cellular component (GO): membrane; cytosol; intracellular membrane-bounded organelle
Molecular function (GO): sterol binding
Source: RefSeq, a predicted model, not a curated record
GUGUUCUGUGCAGCUAUUGCAUGAUGAUAAGAGACUCGAGAACGAAGUAUACUGUGUGAAAAGGUUCAGAAUGGCUAAGUUGUUCAGAGGGAGCAGUUUCGGGAGCGGGCUCCCAACGAAGGAGGUAUUCAGGGAAAGUUUGUCUUCAGGCAUUUGCAACACAAUGCAUCGGUCGCUCUCUGCAGAAAAUGGGUUGAAGUCGGACGAAGACUCAUUCGAGGAUGCUGCCGAGACACUGAUGCAUCCAGAUGCACAUGAGGAGGGAGGCCUCGCCAUGAACAACAGGGCCCUGCUGGAACAGCAGCGAGGAGCAAUCUUCGAGCUAAUCAGAGACAUGGGAAAACAGCUACUGACUGGCCAUAUAAAUCUGGUCAAUUUGUCCAUGCCUGUGAAAAUGUUUGAGCCCCGUUCCUACCUGGAGAAGCUGUCGGAUGUCUGGGUGCACUCACGGAUUCUGACACGAGCCGCUGCCUGCGACGACCCCGUGCUUCGCAUGAAGUGGCUGAUCACAUGGUUUGUGGCGGGGCUGCAGCAUGUUUUCCAGUCUUGGCGCAAACCAUUCAAUCCCAUAUUGGGGGAGACUUGGCAGGCUACGCUGGACGAUGGCGUCACAGUGUUCUUCGAGCAGCUCACUCACCAUCCGCCUGUAUCUGCAUUUCAAAUGAUUGGCCCAGGCAACAGUUUUGAGUUUGCGGGGUACUCUCAGCCAGAAGUGCAGUACAAGGGCAAUGCAGUCAAGACGACAGCGAGAGGGAAGCGAAGGGUGACGUUUGCAGAUGGCACUGUCGUCGAGAUAACCUACCCCAAAUACUACCUGAGAGGUGACAAAGCCCUUGAAGCCCACUCCAGUUCUGGCAAGAGUUUCUGA